Hippocampus zosterae (dwarf seahorse) is the source of this 4823-nucleotide messenger RNA. It is a transcript of the gene gdap1l1, whose product is annotated as ganglioside induced differentiation associated protein 1-like 1. The coding region runs from base 52 to 1155 and encodes 367 amino acids. The record is from RefSeq and is a predicted model, not a curated record. The transcript is spliced from 6 exons. Lineage: Eukaryota; Metazoa; Chordata; Actinopteri; Syngnathiformes; Syngnathidae.
CUCCCCCUCCUCCGGUCGCUCCUCUCCUCCACACGCUCAAAACGCUCUGUCAUGGCGUCUUCCAACCAUGUUACCCCAACCAAGUGUGGCUGGUGGCCCAUCUCGGCGAUGGACGAGGACGGCAAAAUGACAGACGGGGACGAGUGCGACGACCCCUGCACGGCCGAACCCAAAGCGCUCAACAAAGACAGGCUGGUUUUGUACCAUUGGACGCAGUCUUUUGCCUCCCAGAAGGUCCGUCUGGUGAUCAACGAGAAGGGUCUGGUGUGCGAGGAGAGAGACGUCAGCCUGCCACUGCAGGAGCACAAGGAGCCGUGGUUCAUGAGGCUUAACCUUGGAGAGGAGGUGCCCGUCUUCCUCCACGGUGACAACAUCAUCAGUGACUACAACCAGAUUAUAAACUACUUGGAGACCAAUUUUGUGGGAGACUCGGUGGCUCAGUUGAUUCCCGCGGCAGACUCGCCAGUUCACGGGCGAGUCCAACAGUACCGCCAGCUGCUGGACGGCCUCCCCAUGGACGCGUACACUCACGGCUGCAUCCUCCACCCGGAGCUCACCACCGACUCUAUGAUCCCAAAGUACGCCACUGCUGAAAUACGUCGGCAUUUGGUCAACGCAGCGACAGAAUUGAUGAAGUUAGACCACGAGGAACCCCAACUGACAGAACCUUACCUGUCCAAGCAAAAGAAGCUCAUGGCAAAGAUCUUGGACCAUGACAAUGUCAACUAUCUGAAGAAAAUCCUGGGAGAGUUGGCAAUGGUUUUGGAUCAAGUGGAGGCCGAACUGGAAAAAAGGAAACUGGAGUACCAAGGUCAAAAGUGUGAGUUGUGGCUAUGCGGACCAGACUUUACACUAGCCGAUAUCUGCCUGGGCGCUUUGCUGCACAGGCUCAAGUUCUUAGGACUUUCUAAGAAGUACUGGGAGGACGGCAGUCGGCCCAAUCUGCAGACCUUUUUUCUGCGUGUGCAAAAACGCUACGCUUUCCGCAAGGUCCUGGGCGACAUCCACACGACGCUCCUGUCGGCGGUCCUCCCCAACGCCUUCCGAAUGGUCAAAAAGAAGCCGCCUUCCUUCUUUGGGGCCUCCUUUCUUAUGGGAUCCCUCGGCGGCAUGGGCUACUUUGCCUACUGGUUUUUAAAAAAGAAAUACAUGUAGUGAAUGCUCUCUCGGUGUGUUCAACGUCUGUUUCCGCGUGCGAUGCUUGAACUUUUCUGUAACAUUGGACGACUGCAGGAAAACCGUACCGAAUAGAGGAAGCGCCUAUACUUAGUGUACUCGGGCGAGGCAAGAUACACACUAUGAAAACAUUCCAUAAGGAGACAUUUCUUGACUGCACAUUUUCGGGUACUCGCAGCCUUCAUCGAGCAGCUUUGCUCUUCUUUGCCCUUUGCUCAAGGCAUUCAACCGGUUCACUUAUAAAUACACUGCACUCCAAUGAAACUAGUGCAAGUCUCACUCACACACGCGCGCGUACACAUAGGGGUUAAGUGACCUUGGCACGCCGGGCGCGACUCCUCGCCAUUUACUCAUCGCUGCUGGAAGCACGAAACCGCAGGAAAAUGUUUCCCUUUUGAAUUGAGGCCCGUGUCCAAAACAGAAAGCAGUUACGAUAAAACAUCUUCAGCCUUCGAGUUCCCGAUGCUAAAAAGUGCCAGUUUUUUUUCAGCAUGUGACACAAGGAAAAUACAGCUUUUACAUGACUAUAAUUACAAUCAAAUGUUAAAAGUCAGCUGCUAAAUUGUCACUAUUUUUGUUGAAAAAAGUAUUUAUGUUGAUUCUCAUAAGAUUACAUUUUCUCAAAACAUUUACGUUAUCCUCCCAAAAUAUCCGCAUGCUAAAAUAACCACCAAAAAAAAAAAAAAGUAAAAACAAAGCUGAUUCUUGUCAGGCUUCAUUAAAAAAAAAAAGUAUUCUUUUUGUCAAAUUCUUAUUGUAAUAUUGUCACUUUUCCCUCAAAAAAUUUCUUCCUGAGACAAUAUGACAAUUUCAUCAGACGACGAAUUAAUUGGUGAGACUCUUUCUCAUAAGAUGGUUACUUUUUUUUCCAAGAAAUGCAACCAUACUGAAAAAAAUUUAGUUUAUCAUCAUCAUCAUCGUAUUGACUAAUUUGCCAAAAAGACCAAGUGUGGAAAAAACAUUGACUUUUUUCCCAACAAAAAUACCACUAUGCUAAAAAAAAAGAUUUUUGUCUUUAAAAAAAGUUACUUAAUUUUCAGUUAAUGCGAAAAUUAGUAUAUUCUCAUCAGAUUACAAAUGUUCCCCCUCUUGAUUUCUGACCUUAUUUGCCAAAGAUGACGACUCACAAAUAGUAUGACUAGACUAUAUUUAAAUAGUGUUCAUUAAAGUGUUUAUUGUUAGAUUUUUUUUGGGGGGGGGGGGGGGUCAAAAAUUUUCACUUAACAACACAUUUUUGUUGACCCAAAAAAAAUACAAAUGUGUAAAGGAUAAACUGUUUUAUGUAAAAUAUGUGAUUAUAUUCCCAGUUAAUGCUCUAUUGCCCCCCCCCCACAACAGAUAAACACUUUUUUGUGAAAUAUUUUUGACAUUAUUCUUAAACUCUGACUUUGCCCUAGAAUAAAAUACAACUGUAUUGUUAAAGGAGCACAAUUUUGUGGUACAACUUUCUAAUCUAAAAAAAUGACUCCAUUCUGAGUUAAUGCUCUAUUGUCGCAAAAAAAGACAACUAAAGAAAUGCUUCCUCUUUUGACUUUGGGAUCUCCAGACCAACUUUACUCUUGGAAAGAAAUGAGUUUAUUGUACGACGACCAUUUUUUCCUCCUCAAAAUAUGCAUAAAUUUGACUAUUGUCAUAAGACUUUCAACUUUAUACCGAAUUUGUUUGUGCUUUUGUUUUAACUCCUUUAAAUCCAAAGCAUCUCUGCGUCGUUAUGGAUACGGGCCCACGUUCUUACUUUCGAGGCAAGUGCCGUGUAAUUCAAUUGCAGAACGCGAAACAACGCCAUUUCCCAAACAUACCAGCUUGGGGUUGGACAUGUACAACUCGCACGCACGCACGCACGCACGCACGCACGUCCACUCGGUUGAUGGGAGCACCAGAGACGCAAUCUCACCGCACACAUUCCGCAGACAGCGAGCUGAGGUUCUACGCUUGUAAACAGUUGAAGGUUUAAAGGAAAACACUGUCACGUCCUCUUCAAUGUGUGCGUAAUGUUUAAUGGAUCCCCAGCAAUAAUGAGCAGUGAAAAGGAGUGCAUUCCGUUUGCCUUCAGGUUUUUAUUUGUGUCCGUAAUCGCGCGCGAACAACGUUGCGCGAAGGUAACGCUCUGCGGCAGAGAUGUUUUGUACAGUCACGCCUCAAUGGUGGCGUUAACCAACCUUUGUUGAGCCACAAUGUUUGGCACAUCUGAAAAAUUCGCACAGCGCACCAGCCAGAAAUGGCCAAAAAAGAACGUACAGUGAGACACGCUUGGCCCGAAAUGUUGCUUCGAUUUACGUGUAGGCCGGCAACUAACGAUCAUUUUCAGAAUUGAUUCACCGAUGAAUUGGAUUUUCAAAAAUGUUUUUUAAAUUUCCAUCUCGUUAUACAAAAACAUGAAACAAUUUCAAAUUGACAGUGUAGGAGAUCCACAUCAUUUCAAGGAGGGCGACAGUAAUCGCAGAUUUACUGCUGGAGGAUGAAAUCACCAAGACAAUUUAAAAUUAAACAAGACCAAAUUGACCAAAAUAGAUAUCCUUCCCCCCAAAAAAGUAAUUAGCAAUUAGUUUCAUAAAACUAGUCAAAAGAAAAUUUGAAAUGAGAGGUGGCUUUUUGUGUCCCUAAACAUAUUUUCGAGGAUGAUUUCAAAAAAGCUUUUUUUCCUACACCAAGUUUUUAAAAUGUUUUCAUCCUUUUGUUUUAAAAUUUGACCUAUAUAAGAUUACGCGACACAUUUUACCACGCAUAAUUUAUAACUGACCUUUCAGUCACCAAUUAAGUCACCCAUAAUUCAUAAAUAUUACAAAAACACAAUAUAUGAACGCUGUCAUUACGAAAACCUGUGAAAUGACAGAUAACAGAAUCAGCACAAAAAAUACAAAUCUGGAAAUGUGUCCUUGCACCCUUGAUGAAUAAAUUCAGUAAAUAUUUGUUGAUCAGUUUAAUGAAUGAGUUGUCAAUUCAUCAUUACUCUUCAACAGGGUCCUGUCACCCUUAACGUAAAACAAAGACAAACAACCACGAAGCUUGACAGCGGUCCAUUUAGCUUAAUGGCAGCAAUACAAUAGGCCAUCGGGGUAACAAACGGCAUCUACUUGGUUGUGUUUAUCCAGCGCUUUCUGCACAACAAACAAUAUGACGAAUACUGCCGCUGACUAAGUUCCCUGCAGUAGUUGUAAAACUCUUCUUUGUUUGGGUCCGCAAGACUACUGUACCGCCCCCUGGUGGACAAGUUACAAACAUCGGAAGCGGCCACAAAUACAGGAUUUAGCAUGAUGCGCGAUUUAUUUUGGGGGAUUUUAUUUAGUGUUGUUACUGAGGUGCAAUCGAUUACUUGAUAACUAUUUAAUCACCAACUAUUUUCAGAAUCCUUUAAUCAUUUAGAGACAUUGUUCAAAUCCUCAGAAUUCCAGCCACAUUUCUGUCGUCCUCCACAAAAGUAGACCGACUAUCUUUGUGUUGUCUCAAAAUGAGACGUCUGCUUUUAGUUUGGAAACUCCAAACCACUAACUGACUCAGAAUCAAUUCAUGCACAUUUCUGCAAUGUCAAUUUUAAAUCAUUUCCUGUUUUGUGGAUGUCUUUGUUUUCAUUUUUUGCAUCUGAUUCAUCAAUCAAUCAAAACAUGAAUCAACAAACUAAUUGAUUAUUAAAGUAAUGAUGAGUUGCA